Molecule: messenger RNA, 1039 nt
Organism: Arabidopsis arenosa
Lineage: Eukaryota; Viridiplantae; Streptophyta; Magnoliopsida; Brassicales; Brassicaceae
Source: the annotation of a GenBank genome assembly
AUUAACUAGGCUAACACCAUGCACUUACAAUUUUACAGAGUUUCUAAAUAUCCUGAGUUUGUUUUUAAAAUCUCUCAAAUCACAAAAAUGUCUAUUGGAUCAACCAACCUUGUCAUACUAUAUUUAGGUCGAGAUAAUGGAAGCUAGAAGGCUCGCGAUCCUCUGUUCUCACCUGAACCCACCUGGUCCGUACCCGACCCGAGACCCGAUUCUCAGGGUUUCCGAUUGUAGUAGCUCAGCUUCUUCCGGCGACGGGAAAGUGGAAUCAUCCAAUCUCCAAAACGACUGCGUUUUCUGUAAGAUUAUCCGUGGCGAGUCUCCAUGUCUCAAGUUGUACGAGGAUGAUAUGUGUUUGUGUAUUUUGGAUACUAAUCCACUUAGCCAUGGGCACUCUCUUAUCAUUCCCAAGUUACAUUAUCCAACCUUAGAGGAAACUCCUCCCUCAGUUGUUGCUGCCAUGUGUUCUAAAGUGCCGCUUAUCAGCAACGCCAUCGUCAAAGCUACUGGCAGUGAUUCAUUUAACUUAUUGGUUAACAACGGCGCAGCAGCUGGGCAAGUCAUAUUUCACACACACAUUCACAUAAUCCCGCGUAAGGAACGUGACUGCUUAUGGGCUUCCGAGAGCUUACGGAGACACACUCUGAAACUUGACAAGGAAGCAUCUCAACUGGUAUCGCGUGUUCGACAACAAUUGUGCAACCUUCCUGAAGAACAAUUGGUUCAGCCCUCAUAAAAGUCCCUUCUCAAGAAACCCAUUGUUGUAACAUUAGAUACAGAAUCCAAACCCCAAAAGUAUAUUCUGUAUAGUUCAUAUUCAGUCUCAUUUUCAUUUAUCUAUCUAUAUUCUUGAAUCUCUGUUAUUUUAUCAAGAUUUAGUGAGAGAAGUAGAAGAAGUUGUUUAGUCUCAUUCAAAUCACAGGCUUGUUAGGUUCAUCUACUUAGUAACACUCUUGCAUAUCAACGUUUCGAUUUGAGGCUUAGGAUUUUCAUGGAAUCUGUAAUUCCUGAUUUGUUGUACAAAGAAAGAAGAUUGGAAUUG